AUGAAUACUGACUCAAAUACUACAGUUUUGCGGAAUCACUGGACAAACUCUGGAUCAGUCUUUCAGACAGGACUCAACGCGUUCUCUUUGACGAGGGUUAGAACUCAUGAGCUCCUUGAUAGGACUCGCAAGGCAAGAUCUGGCAGUACACAGGAGCCCGGAUUCAGAAAGGAUGUUGAUGAGAAUCCAGAACAGCACAAUGCAGGAAGUGAACAGAAUGAAGAGAUUCCUAAGGAAAAUGCUAAAGCUAUCACAGUACAGAGGAUUAACUUGAUUCUUUACUGGAGUCCCGAAGACGCAAUAUUCCUCGGAGACGUCGUGAAGCAGCCGAGCGACAUCUACCUAGCGACGUCGGCGAAGGUGCAGGAGCUUGCACUAAUGGAGAGGGAGGGAUCACGCUCUCGAUUACAUGACUCCUCCAGCUGCUCUUACACCUUCAUGUUCCACCGCUGGAUAUUUGCACCGGAGUUUUGCAGAAUCGUGGCGUUUAUGCAACACGUGAGCGUCACCUGCAGCGUGUACACCUUGGUCGCCAUCGGUGUGGACAGGUACAAGGCGCUGAUCCACCCUCUCAACACGCGCUGGACCAAGUCGCGGGCGCGCCUCGUCAUCGGCGGCAUCUGGCUGUUCUCCGUCGUCAUCUCACUCGUGCCGCUCAUCGUGUCCGACUCCGUGCGCUACGACUGGGACGGAGAACAAUCCCCAGGCCACCACUCGCCAAAACUAAGGUUCUCACCCCUUGCUUUUCCUCCUCCUCUUCCGCCUCCGCCCAGAUGGUACUACGAGUGCAAGGAGAACUGGCCCAAGACGCAGGACGAGCUUUACGAGAAGACCUACACCGUCCUGCUCUUCAUCUUCACCUUCGUCCUGCCCGUCGUAGGCCUAGGAUACACCUACCUGUCCAUCGUGGGGAUGAUGUGCUCCUACAGGAUGCCCGGCAACGCUGAGCCCUUCAGAGACCAGCAGCAGUUCCUGGCGAAGGUGAAGGUGAUCAAUAUGAUGAUUGCAGUCAUGGUGUGCUUCGUGCUGAGCUGGUUUCCCUUGCAAGUGCUGCAAUUCCUCAUCUACUUCGCCCCAGACAUCACCCAGUGUCGAGGGCGGGAGUGCUUCGCCUACUACAUGAGUUUCUUCACGUGUCACUGGAUCGCGAUGGCGAACUCGUUCAUGAAUCCCUUUAUUUACUGCUUCAUGAGUAAGAAUUUCAGGGUCAAGGUUCUUCACUGUGUCUCGCAAGGCAUUGAUAAAGCGGGGCCACAAUACACGAUCGUCACAAAGACCUAG
Messenger RNA from Penaeus indicus, 1281 nucleotides. Its product is annotated as RYamide receptor-like. The record is from RefSeq and is a predicted model, not a curated record. Lineage: Eukaryota; Metazoa; Arthropoda; Malacostraca; Decapoda; Penaeidae. Gene Ontology annotation, cellular component: plasma membrane. The transcript is spliced from 12 exons. Gene Ontology annotation, molecular function: G protein-coupled receptor activity. The coding region runs from base 1 to 1281 and encodes 426 amino acids. Gene Ontology annotation, biological process: G protein-coupled receptor signaling pathway.